Molecule: messenger RNA, 1679 nt
Organism: Cavia porcellus (domestic guinea pig)
Lineage: Eukaryota; Metazoa; Chordata; Mammalia; Rodentia; Caviidae
Product: kunitz-type protease inhibitor 2
Exons: 7
Coding region: 370-1143 (257 amino acids)
Cellular component (GO): nucleus
Molecular function (GO): serine-type endopeptidase inhibitor activity
Source: RefSeq, a predicted model, not a curated record
CCCGCCCCUCCGCUUGACUGCCACCUUCGAGCUGCUUCCGAGCGUCCGCCAUUGGCUCAGGCGACCCCUGAGCACUGGGAGGUGUGGCGCGGCUGUAAGCCGGGGGCGAGGCUCUGGGUGUCCUCUGGGAUUGAGGGGUGCGUAGGUGCAGCCUGAAUCCUCGAGCGGAGAAGGGGUGUCCGCACCCCAGAGGUCGGAGAAGGGCCUUCCGGGGGCUUGGGCACCGCGCGGACCCUCGCGGGCUUCCAGCACCUGAACUCGCCGGCCUCCAGCACGCCUGCGCAGCCAGGGUCUUCCCGCACCUGAUCGCGAGACCCCAACGGCUGGUGGCUCCCGGCUUCCUAGCCGGCGCGUCCGGUGGGGCCAGUCAUGGCGCAGUUGUGUGGACAGUGGCGCGGCCAGGCGCUCCUCGUUCUGCUGGCGUCGUUGCUCUUUUCCGGGGCCGAGGCCACCGCCGGAAAUCGUCGCAUCCACGGUGAGGGCCCGGCAGACUUUUGCCAAGCUUCACAGGUAGUGGGGAGAUGCCGGGCCUCCAUCCCCAGGUGGUGGUACAAUAUCACUGAUGGUUCCUGCCAGCUGUUUGUGUAUGGAGGCUGUGAUGGAAAUUACAAUAAUUACCAGAGUAAGGAGGAAUGUCUUGGGAAAUGUGCUGGUGUCACAGAGAAUACCAUUGAUCAUCUCGGGACCAGAAGGAGUGGAGCAGAGUCCUCUGUCUCAAGUGGGUCCAGAAGGCAGAAUUCUGAUGAUCUCUCUGGUGAUGUCUUCAGCUAUGAAGAAUACUGCGCUGCCAAGGCUGUCACUGGGCCAUGCCGCGCGGCCUUCCCACGCUGGUACUUUGACACCGAGAAGAACGCCUGUGCUGUCUUCACCUACGGGGGCUGCCGUGGCAAUAAAAACAGCUACCGCUCCGAGGAGGCAUGCAUGCAGCGCUGCUUUGUCCAGCAGCUGUAUCCUCCCCUGUCCCUUGGUGCUAAAGCGGUGGUGCUGGUGGGACUGUCCGUGAUGGUCCUGAUUGUCGUCCUGGGUGCCUCUGUGGUCUACCUGAUCCGAGUGGUGCGGAAGAGGCAGGAGCGCGCCCUCCGCACUGUCUGGACCACCGGGGACGACAAGGAACAGCUGGUGAAGAACACAUAUGUCCUGUGAAGGCCUUGGCAUCAGGGGGACUGGCGGAGGGAGGGAGGGACAGGGGAGGAUGUAUGCGCUUUUUUAAAAAUAGAGUGAUUGACGGUACCGUGAGAUCAUUAGGGCUGCAGUCUGUCUGUACUUGUACUUGGGAGUGAGGAGCAAGUUCCAGUCUAGGCCUGCUUAGGGAGCCCUCCUAAGAAGGCACUGCCGGCUGCCCGGCUUCUCCUCUUUCUGUCCUCUAGUGGCAGUGUUCUCUGCUCAUGGCCGAUCCCACUACCUGCUUUCUUACCCAUCACAAAGUAAUGUUGUAAUAAGUUCUUGUGUGAUUGUUGUCAUUUUUUUAAGUAGGAACACCAGAGUUGUCUUUUUUUUUCUUUAGGAUUCUAAAAGGAAGAAAAUAAACUGUACAAGUUUAAUAAAAGGGAUUUCCCUUUUCAAAUAAAUUUUAGGACCGGGGAUACAGCUCAUUGGCACAACACCUGCCUGGCAAGUGUGAGGUCCUGAGCUCAGAUUCCCAGUACCAAAAAAAUUAAAAUAAAAUAAAGUAAAUUUCA